CCUCGGCUGCAUGAUGAGGAAGGGUUAGCUCUGCUGUUAAACGAUCUUUCUUUGGUAAAAAGUGUCUUUUCUUCACUCCAAGACCCCCAGCAUGCUAAAGCCAUGGACCUCAAGAAGCAUGAAUGCGAGGGAGCUUUGUGACAGUGAUGAUCUGGCCACAGCUUUGGUGCUGGACCCUCUGCUGGAUUUCAGCACCAAUAAAAUGAACGCCAUCGCAUCACCAGAAAUCCAGGGUUGGGAUUCUCUCAAAGAGACUCUCCUGAAGUUUCAGUCUACACACAAUCACAAUGGCACAUUUGAUACACUGAUGGCAGUUGACAAACCAGCUGGUGACUAUUUUAGGUCCUUGGGAAGCCAUCAGCAGGAACUGCUGAGGCAACAUGUCUGGUACUACCUCAGUGCCAUUCUGUUGGACAGCGGUGUAAAGAUAGAGCCCUGCAACAGAUACUCUUCUGAAACCAACAGUGCAAAGGUAAUCUCAACAAGGCACUGGUUUCCAGGACAGUGUGUCGACGUCCUGAUAGGCCGUGUAGCAACGUUAAGUCCUGCUGACAGUGGCGUGCUAAAGGUUGGGGUCAACGACUUCAGCGUCAUGUACUCCUCACACAAACAGUGCGAUCAGCUCAUGCUCGGACCUGCACGAUUUGUCAACCACGACUGCGAUCCAAACGCCAAGUACAUCGCUGGCAAAUCCUUUGCUCGUGUUGAAGUGAUAAGGCCUAUCUCACCUGGCGAGGAGAUCACAUGUUACUAUGGUCCCACCUUUUUCGGGGAGGGGAAUAAAAUGUGUGAAUGCUACACCUGUGAGAGGAAUGGAGGGGGUCACUUUAAGCACAGAGAAAGGCAGCUUCCCUCUGAAACAACAAAGGAGACUGUGAGCCAAAAGUAUCACAUGAGAACUCGGCAAAAUAGGUCGUCAGUGCAAAAGGAUGAAGAUCCAGUCAAGGAGGCCAAGAGAGCCAAGAGGACAGCAAUAGACAAAGAGCUGCAGGAAAUGCCGACGUCCAACCCCGAUGCACCCAUGUUGUCAGAGCUGAGUAUGAGUGAUAUCGCUGAAUAUGUAUAUGUCUCGGAAGAUAGGAGAAGAAACAAGGCGGUGAAUAGAAGGAGCAAGCCCAGAUCUGGACCAGGUCAGACAGCGGAAGGGGGAAGAACAGUAGCCAGAACCCAGGAUAGGCGGGGAAGAAGGAUAGAUAUCCUUAAAUCUAAAGGUAUUAUGUUUUCCCAGUCGCCCCAAAUGGGGGAUAAAUUGUGUGGAAUUUGCUUUAGGAACUAUGUCAACCUAAAGCAACACCUCCUCGUGUCCCACAACAUUCCAAACAUGACUGAGUUUCACUUCUCUUAA
Cheilinus undulatus (humphead wrasse) is the source of this 1345-nucleotide messenger RNA. Its product is annotated as histone-lysine N-methyltransferase KMT5B-like. Gene Ontology annotation, cellular component: nucleus. Gene Ontology annotation, molecular function: histone H4K20 methyltransferase activity; protein binding. Bases 92 to 1345 code for a protein of 417 amino acids. NCBI's taxonomy places the organism in Eukaryota, Metazoa, Chordata, Actinopteri, Labriformes, Labridae. The transcript has 5 exons. The record is from RefSeq and is a predicted model, not a curated record.